AUCGACACUGAAUUAUUCAGGAAAGCAAAUUCUGAAGUUGCAAAAAACUAAAAAAUAAAAAACUAUGGGUGCAGUUGUAACCAUGGUAAUCUGUCUUUCAAGCUCUCUAUGUCUGUAUCUUCUCUUCGCUUUCAUCAAGGUUCUUCACAAACUGUGUUGGACUCCAUAUCGCAUCAAGUAUCAAAUGCUUUCGCAGGGAAUCAGAGGCCCUUCCUACAGAUUCAUCAAUGGAAGCUCCAAUGAAAUUUCCAGCAUGAAAAAGGAGGCCAUGAGCAGGCCCAUGAGUUUAUCCCAUGAUAUAUUUUCCAAAGUUCAUCCUCAUAUUCACUCAUGGAUCAAUAAAUAUGGGAAGAAUUAUCUUCAAUGGCAUGGCUCUAAAGCUGAAUUGGUAAUAACAGAACCAGAGCUUAUAAAAGAGAUACUGAACAAUAAAGACAGAGCUUAUCGAAAGGAAGAGGUCGAAGACUAUCUGAAGAAGCUCUUAGGAGAUGGACUGGUGACAACCGAAGGUGAAAAGUGGGCAAAGACUCGAAAACUGGCCGAUUAUGCUUUCCAUGCAGAUAGGCUGAGAAUCAUGGUUCCAGCAAUUAUCAGUAGUGUGGAGGUGAUGCUAGAAAGGUGGAAACUUCAUGAAGGCAAAGAGAUUGAAGUUUAUGAAGAAUUCAAUCUAUUGACAUCGGAAAUGAUUUCCAGGACAGCUUUUGGUAGCAGCUACUUAGACGGGAAGCAAAUUUUUCAGAUGUUGAUGAAAAUGGAAAUGUUAGCAUUCAGAAAUGCUGAUAAAAUAAGGUUUCCUGGCAUGAGUAAAAUUUAUAGAACGGUGGAUGAAAUUGAGUCAGAAAAGCUCGGAAAUGGAUUACGUUACUGUAUAUUAGAGAUCAUUAAGAAAAGAGAAGAGAAGGUUAGGGCCGGGGAGGUGGCCAACUUUGGAGGUGAUUUUCUUGGAGUUCUUAUAAAGGCUCAUCAUGAUGACAAUGCAAACCGAAGAAUUUCCAUAGAAGAUCUGGUAGAUGAGUGCAAAACAUUUUACAUUGUUGGACAAGAAACCACCAACGGUUUGCUUGCUUGGACUGUCUUUCUUCUGGCAAUCCACACGGAAUGGCAAGAGGAAGCAAGAAAGGAGGUGCUCAAAAUAUUUGGCCACCAAAAUCCAAACCCAGAUGGCAUCACAAAACUCAAGACCAUGAACAUGAUCAUCAAUGAGUCUCUACGGUUAUAUCCUCCGGUACUUCGAAUAAUAAGGAGAGUUGACAGGAAAGUUAGACUGGGAUUAAAUCUCACACUUCCAGCUAAUCUGGACUUGUGCAUCCCAAAUCUAGCCGUUCACCAUAACCCUCAAAUGUGGGGAGAAGACGUGCAUCUUUUCAAACCAGAGAGGUUCUCAGAUGGGGUUGCCAAAGCUACAAACAACAACGCAGCCGCUUAUAUUCCCUUUGGCAUGGGACCUCGGAACUGUGUUGGCUUGAACUUUGCCACCACCCAAACAAAGAUUGCUCUUUCAAUGAUUCUCCAAAGCUACGCCUUCACUCUUUCGCCAACAUAUGUCCACUCACCUGUUCAUAGUCUCACCCUUCGCCCACAACAGCUGCACUCCUCGUGAACACCAGAUCAUCAAAUGGCAUGAAGCCAUGUGGCCGGGAUGUCGUCGUGUAUUGGUCAUAUUAUUUACAUGCUUUUGUGUGUUCUGUUCCUUCAAUCUAAAGUACGUGUUUAUACAGCUAGUCAUACACCCGAGGUCAUGUGCAAGCUGACAUUAAUUAAAUAUUUAAUUCUAUUCUAUAUCA
Molecule: messenger RNA, 1784 nt
Organism: Carya illinoinensis
Lineage: Eukaryota; Viridiplantae; Streptophyta; Magnoliopsida; Fagales; Juglandaceae
Product: cytochrome P450 CYP749A22-like
Exons: 5
Coding region: 65-1600 (511 amino acids)
Molecular function (GO): oxidoreductase activity, acting on paired donors, with incorporation or reduction of molecular oxygen; monooxygenase activity; heme binding
Source: RefSeq, a predicted model, not a curated record